AUGGAACUGGCAGGAGGACCUCGUGAAGAGGACGGGGACACGGACACCCCCAAGACGGCGAUGGGUGGAAUCAUGGUGGAUGCCUUGAACAGCAAGUUGCAGCAACUGCAGGAGGAGAUGUGGAACAGUGAAGCUCGGAUGGUCCCUGUCCAGAUGUUUGGCAAUGACUUCGCGAAGGUGCCGCUUCCUGGACAGCGGCAAGGCUCUGAGCCGAUUCCCGUGCUGUUGCCUCCGCCCCUGCCGCAUGCCAUGCAGCGGCCGCCCAAGCAGUCCCGACUCCGGCCCAUUGGCAAGGCCAGCGUCGUCAUCUCACGAGGCUCCGUAGGCCACCCCAAAACCUGCGCGGCCGCGUGCAAGUAUGUGAAGCGCAAGGGCGGCUGCCGAGAUGGUGCCGACUGCCUCCUGUGCCAUGAGUGCUUCUGGACAAAGUCGCCUCCGCAAGAAGCAGAGAAGAAGGAGAACCAGGCCGCUCAAGCGGAAGCAGAGGUGCAAGGAAGCAGGCAGAGCACGAAGGCAGAGGAGACGAUGGAGACUCUGACGGCCAAGUUCCGGCGCCUCCUCACAGAGCCAGAGGUGCCCCUGGCACCUCAGCUCCAGCAUCUCCAGCAAGACCCUCCGGCCGAACUCGCCCCCCCGGGACUUCUGGCAUGCCCACUCGGACCGCAAGGACCGCCCGGGCUGCAUCUCGGGAUGCCCAUGGGGCCCCCCAUCAUGCCCGGCGUGCCUCUAAACCUCGGCUCCCUGGGCCACCCCUUCAGCUGUGGACCCGCCUGCAAGUACGUGCUGAAGCCCCGAGGGUGCAAGGACGGAGGCAUGUGCGACCACUGCCACCUCUGCCGCUGGAUCCGCCACCCCCAGACCCUCAAGCUCUAA
Molecule: messenger RNA, 873 nt
Organism: Symbiodinium natans
Lineage: Eukaryota; Dinophyceae; Suessiales; Symbiodiniaceae
Source: the annotation of a GenBank genome assembly